Messenger RNA from Eupeodes corollae, 3600 nucleotides. RefSeq lists its product as uncharacterized. The transcript is spliced from 2 exons. NCBI's taxonomy places the organism in Eukaryota, Metazoa, Arthropoda, Insecta, Diptera, Syrphidae. Gene Ontology annotation, biological process: DNA integration. The record is from RefSeq and is a predicted model, not a curated record. The coding region runs from base 1 to 3600 and encodes 1199 amino acids. Gene Ontology annotation, molecular function: nucleic acid binding.
AUGUCAAAGAAGCCAGAAGAUUUGGUUUCUGUCUCAGCAACGACACCCGUAUCGUCGGUGUCACCGCUUAACCUAAAAAGCACAAAUUUGCCAGCCGCAUGGAGACACUGGCUCAGUCUAUUCAAAAUUUAUUUACGUGCUUCUAGUCUCGAGGAGCAACCAGAUAGCCGAAAAGUAGCAUUAUUGCUACAUUACAUGGGUCCUGAUUCACUGGAUAUAUUCAAUUCUUUCAAUGAAGAUCUGGACAAAAUCACAUACGAUGUCCUCGUGAAAAAACUGGAUGAUUAUUUCCUUCCAAAGGUGAAUAUCAUAAUGGAAAGGUAUUCAUUUUUUUCCAGGCGACAAGGUCCAGACGAAUCCAUUGAUGAAUUUGUCACUUCGCUCAAAAACUUAAGUCUGACAUGCGACUUUGAAACCCUACGUGAGGAUCUAGUUCGCGACAUAUUCAUUUGUGGCCUUCAUAACAAGUUUUCUCACUUAAAAGAAAAGCUUCUCAAUGAAGACAAAAUAACUUUGGAAAAAGCAGUCCUAACAUCCAGAAGCAUGGAGCUCAACAAAGAGCACGUCCAACAAUUGCAAGCCCAGCAAACAAGCAGUUUCAUCGGUGCUUUGCAGAAACAUAACAACAACUCGUCAUCAGAAGCCCAGAGUCAUCGUCAUCAUCGGCAGUUUUCGAAGCCAGCUCGUCAACAACAUAAAACGUCAUCGUCGUCAUCACCACAGUCUCAUAUAAAGUCGUCUUCAAAUCGUCAAAACUCAUUCCGCUAUUCACGUCAUAACCAGCAACAAACCGGUCGAAAAAAUUACCAUCAGCAGAGUUCACAGUACACUUCAUCGAACGGUAAGAACUCGUGUAAAAAUUGUGGACAGGUUCACAAAUACACUUGUCCAGCUAUGGGUGUAACUUGCUACAGGUGUAGAGGUAAAGAUCAUUUUUCGAAAAUGUGUCCAAGGAAUCUUCAAGUCCGCAACAUCGAAUUUGCGACUGAUGUGUCGGAUACAGAAUCAGUCUUGUCAACAUUGUUUAUUGGCGUUCUACAACAACAACAGAACGAAAAUCAACAACGUCAACGUCAUCAUAGUCCCCAUCAUCAGUUCCAGAAUCAACAACGUUAUCAACAUGACGAAGAUGAGCCCCAGUGGCAUGUGUCUUUGCAGAUCAACAACUGCAAAAUUUCCUGUCAACUUGACACACGAGCUCAAGGUAAUGUCAUGUCUGUCAAUCAGCUACAAACACUUGGAUUAUCCCGCAGUAUUAUUAAAUCAAGUAAUCAAAAUUUAUUAACUUUUAGUGGUGAAAAAAUUUAUUCAUUAGGAUAUUGCAUGCUUAAUUGUACUUAUAAAAAUAUAGUUUAUAAAAUUAAAUUUAUAGUUGUUGAAAUUGAUUGCAAGUGUCUUAUAGGUCUUAAAACGUGUCUAGAAAUGAAUUUAAUUAAGAAAAAUGACGAAUAUAAUUUAAACGUGAAUGCAAUGUGUUCUAAAAAUGAUGAAAAAGAUAUUCAUAAUUUGCCAAAUUUUGUAAAAGAAUUUAAAGAUGUCUUUGAAGGUUUAGGUUGUUUGAAAGAAAAGUGCCAUUUUAAAGUUAAAUGUGAUGUAACUCCGGUAGUCGACAGCCCUCGUAAAAUUCCAUUCGCGUUAAUGUCGGAUUUCAAAAAAGAGCUCGAAAGGUUAGAAAAUCUUAAUGUCAUAACAGAAGUUAAGGAGCCUACUACUUGGGUCAACUCUAUUGUUUUGGUUAAAAAACCCAAUGGGAAUUUACGUUUGUGUCUUGAUCCGCGUAACUUAAACAAAGCGAUUCUUCGCCCACAUUUUCAAUUUCCGAAUGUGGAAGAUAUUAAAGCUCAAUUGAGUGGUUCAAAAUAUUUUUCCGUUUUAGAUGCAAACUCGGGUUUUUGGAUGAUUCAGUUAGACGAAGAAUCUUCAAUGUUGUGCACUUUUCAUACGCCUUUUGGCCGUCGUCGUUUUUUGCGCCUACCUUUUGGUAUAAAUGCAGCGCCUGAAAUUUUUCAUUGUGAAAUGGUUAAACAGUUCAGUGAUAUCCCAAACCUAGAAAUUUAUAUUGAUGAUUUUUUGAUUCAUGCUAAGACCAAAGAAGAGCAUGACAAAGUAUUGAAGUUAGUUUUGCUUAGAGCCAGGGAUAUAGGUUUAAAGUUUAAUCCGUCAAAGUCAAAAUUUUUUCAAAGUGAAAUAACUUUUAUCGGUCAUUUAUUUAGUCAUGAUGGUGUUCGUCCCGAUCCAUCGAAAGUUGAAGCGAUAUGUGCUAUACCCAGGCCAAAGUCCAAGACGGAGUUACAACGCUUCCUGGGUAUGGUUAAUUAUUUAGGUACAUUUGUCAAGGGAAUGUCUGCCCAAAAUGUUAAUUUGCGUAAUCUUUUAAAGAAAGAUGUAGAAUGGCAUUGGUCCGAUGACCAUGAAAAAGAAUUUAAAAAACUAAAAGAGUUGAUUUCCAACACACCAGUCCUUACUUAUUUUGAUGUCAAUAAACCAUUGACACUUUCAGUUGACGCAUCGCAAAAUGCAGUUGGAGCUGUAAUUUCUCAUGAUGGAAAUCCUAUUGCGUACGCCUCAGCUACACUUACAACGUCUCAACAAAACUAUGCUCAAAUCGAGAAAGAGCUUUUCGCGAUUUUAUUCGGAUGUACUAAAUUUCACGCUUUCGUAUUUGGCAAGUCAGUCUUAGUUGAGACAGACCAUAAGCCCUUGGUUCCGCUUUUCGAUAAGGCAUUGUACAAAGUCCCAGCUCGGUUACAGCGAUUUAUGCUAAGACUCUUAGCAUAUGAUUUAAAAGUUAUUUUUAAACCUGGAAAGUACAUGUAUGUCGCUGAUACAUUGUCUCGUGCUGCAAUGCCAAACGAAACCUUAACGGAAUUUGACAAAGACAUAAGUCUUCAUUGCAAUUUAUGGGGAAUUGACCAUGUUACCUCAAGUCCAUAUUUUCCUAGGUCCAAUGGAUUGGCUGAACGUUCUGUUCAGACCAUUAAAAAAUUGCUUAAAAAAUGUCACGAAACAAAUUCAGAUCUAUAUGUAGCUCUUUUGCACUAUAGGACAACUCGAAAGGGAAAUAUUAACUCGCCUUCAGAACUUUUAAUGUCUAGGCAAUUAAGAACAAAACUACCCGUUUUAAAUGAAAAUUUAAAGCCUUUCAAUGUUGACCUAGAUGAGCAUAAUAAGAAAAUUAAACUCCAGCAAAAUAAGACCCGUGAUUAUUAUGACAAAAAUGCUAAAGCAUUGCCAACUUUGACCAAUGGUCAAAAUAUUUAUUAUAAGAAAACUCCAAUUUCAAAUUGGGAGCCAGGUAUAGUUUUACAGAAAUGUCCAGAGCCUCGGUCUUAUUUAAUUAGUUCAAAAGACGGCUCAGAAUAUCGUCGUAAUAGGGAGCAUCUCCUAGAGGGAUCCUCAAUUGACACUAAAAAAAUUAAAUCAGAAAAUGAUGACCAUAUUCGAAAUGGAAAAUGUCAGCAAGAAUCUUUGCCUGUUGAAGGAAAAGUUAAUGAAGAUGUACCUCAUUCGGGUGAUUCGAAUAGCCUCACUCCAACGCCUGAUUAUGUAACUCGUUUCGGAAGAACAGUAGCACCACCGAAUCGUUUCGGUUUUGAUUAA